AUCGACUGGAGCCUCGGCGGGCGAUCGGGGAAUACUUUUAAUCGCGAGAAACGCUGGAGACGUCGAAUUUUCCGUUGAUAAUCGGUUGCGGCGAGCGGUUCCUCGACGUCGAAUCGAAAGGGGACGCGGGCGUUUAGCGGAUCGCCGAUUAAAACGACGGUGCGAGGAAGAGGUUCGAAGGGUCCGUGGUCGAUCGAGGUAUCGCUGUGGAAGCGGCGGCGAUAUCGCGGCGGUGCCGCUGGAAAUUUUAUCAAUACCGCGGCCGUCUAGUCGCUGACAGUCACUCGUGAAAAGUACGCGGUCAUCUGACGGGGUUGCCAGGCCAGCGGAUUGCUCUAGCCGAGGAAACCAGAAGCGAGCGACGAACGACAUGGCCACCGAGGGCGGUCUAGCACCGGAUGCAGCUGCAGCCGCGGGUCCGGGCGCAGGUUCCGGUGAAAUCGUCGGGGGUCCCAGGACGCCUCAGCAGACCGCGGCGCAAAAACGGCUGCAGGCGACGCAGGCGCAGGUCGACGAGGUCGUCGACAUCAUGAAAACGAAUGUCGAAAAAGUCCUGGAACGUGAUCAGAAGCUCUCCGAGCUGGACGAUCGAGCAGAUGCGCUUCAACAAGGCGCGUCGCAGUUCGAACAGCAGGCGGGAAAACUGAAGAGGAAGUUCUGGCUACAAAAUUUGAAGAUGAUGAUCAUCAUGGGCGUCAUCGCACUCAUCGUAUUGGCCAUUAUCGUCGCGAAAUUCAUGCCAGAAUCGGCGCCACCGCCGCCGCCGCCGUACGCUUAUCCACCCCCGGGCAUACCACAACAGGUACCGCCUGCUGCUCCACCUGCCCAGCCCAGCGCAGGUGGCGGCGGCGGCUCGGGCGGUUCCGCACCCGCGGCACUGGUCGGCAAUCCGGACGGUGCGCGCAGCGUGAUGUAAAUCGGGCCGUGGCCACCGAGACACUACAAAUUUUCCAAACGUAAACUCGUCGAGCGAAUAACUCAAGGAAACUCAAACGGAGAGAGCGAGGGAAAGAGCGAAGAACAUCGAGCGAAGAAAACAAAAGGGAAAAACGAGCACGACCGCUGGAGUUAUCAGCGUCCUAUCCCCGAUUAAUCCUGCAACUAAUAGAUCUCUUCUCGAUCACACGCGAGAUAACUUAGAAGGGAGUCGAACGUCUAAUUUCAACGGAAUAAACGUUUCACGGUUUUAGGGGACGAUCGACGGUCGCCGACGCGUUGACCGCGCCGAUCGCGAUUACCGGGGAUCGAGCGAGAUCCAACGGUGAUCCUCGAAGCGUCUCGAAGCCAGGUCCAGGGGAUGCGAGCUAGUUCCUUUGAGCGGUUAACGCGUUAGUGAAAUCUUGAUUAGACACAGGAACCCCUUGAAGCGAACAAUCGGUGUCUGAGGCGCGAGAGUUGUCCUUUGGAAUGGUGGAUAGGAUAGGAAGAUUAGCGAACGUCAAUUCCAAUUGGCAAGAGUGUACUCUAAUUGCUGAUACGUCUCAUAAGGAACGAACAUCGGAAGCCUAAGUUGUUGAAUAUUGAGCUUGUCCGAGGAAAUCAACGGAUUCUUUAAAGACUCAUUCAAAAGUCUUUGAAGAGGUUUGACUUUCUUUCCUGAAAGUCUUUAGGGAUCUGGUAAAGAGGUUUAAGGGAUGAAAGGUACUAUUUCCGCGCGUCAGUCGUCGAAUGUUCUGCCAGAAGGGGUUCCAAAGGAAGAUGUCCGACCGUUUCGAUCGUUAUCUAUUGAGCCACCGUAACGUUUAUUCCAAUGCAACGGUAGAAUUAAGAUGAUAAUCAACGAGCGCGAUCCUCGUCGCUCGCAGAUUCCUCGUAGUUUCCCCUAGUAGGAGAGAAAGAGAAAGAGAGAGAGACGGUCGAAAACAUGAGAGAACCCGAGAGAGAGAGAGAGAGGAACGAUGAGAUUUUUCUGCGCGCAAGCGUGUUUACAGACACACGCAUGUACAUGUACAUAAAUUACUACGAAAUUGUCGAUGUAAGAUUAAACUAUGCAUAUAUAUAUUAUAUAUAUAUAUAUAAAUAAUGUAACUUAUAAAUAACAAUUUAGAGGAGAAGCGAAACGAAGAAGAGGCACGAUACAGAGAGAAAGGGAAACGAGGAAGAGAGUGAGAGAGAGAAAGGGGGAGAGAAAGUGUGGGAGAGAAAGAGAGAGAUUGUUAGCUAAUUUUUUUCUUAUCGUUCACUUAUUGUAUAACAGGUUCACGCGGGAUUUCUGAUUGUUGUUGUCGUUGUUGGAUCAUUUCCGCGUCGAAUGUCUUAGGUUCCAAUGAUCUCACAUUGACCCACGACCCCCCUACACUGCGCCGGCCCUGUUUUCGCGAUAAUUUAGCUGUAGCUAGUAAUUAACGUUCUCGCACCGUUUUAGAACGUGGACUUCACUACCUCACGUGUUUCAGUCUCCUUCGAAACGAGAAAAAGAUAGCGUAAAAUGACUGGAUUCUUCGCGGAAUUCUCGAUUUCUUGUUUGCAACCUGUAAAAUAUUUUCAUUUGCGAGCGUGCACCGCCAUAUUUAUUGUUUGAUCGCGUGUAGAAGAUAGAUCAAUUGACCAAACCUAUUAGAUUACGUUCAGACUUCACGUUUGCCAGGCUUCCGAGUCGCAUCGAACAAUUCAGAGCGGCCGGUAAUGCGAUUUUGCAAUUAUUUCCUUGGCCUAAUUACAAAUCUGACGAUUGAUGCCCGCUUUUUCCCCGCGAAACGGAGGAAAACGAUCGACGAGCCGUUGAAGCAGCGUCUCGUUGGAAAAUCGAGUUCAGCGAAGGAGAUCAUAUUGUUACAUAUUACUUCAUCUGUGUAAAAAGAACACUAAUAUUAAUUUUCUCGUGUAGAGAAAGCAGAGGAUCGAAGAAUCGUUCAAACAAUCGAACGGAGAUUUCCAGAGGGUUGAAAUGAAACGAGAAAUAGAAAAUGAAUCCCUUCGCUACCUUAUUUGUGUAACAAUGAUAUUCAUUUCUGUCGGGAUACCCGGAUCACACGAAAACCGAAAUAAUCGAUCUCUCGAGACGACGUCCUUGCUCAAACUGCAACCGAAUAAUGUCUCCCUACACCACCACCCACCUCCGGAACAAUGAAACCCUCCCUUUUUCUCCAAAACGCUUACUGUAUGUCCACGAAUCGAUUACAAGAGUAAAGAACAAUUAAAACAAACCAAACGAAGAAGAUAAACAAGCAAAAAUCAUUACUUAAGAUGUUUGUAAGUACGACGAGAAUAAUUAUGCGUAAGACGGCUUCACCACAUAGGCAGUUAAUUAUCGUAAUUAUUACGAGUACGAAUAAUAACCGCGAUAAUUGGUUGAGUUUUUGAGCGUCAUACGAUUCGCUGAUUGUGGAAUCUAUGUUCAUCUAGGUGAUGAUUAUGUCUUAGACAUUACUGUAUAUUAGCCUUAAAUAAAUACAAUUAUGGAAAAGAUC
This is a messenger RNA of Nomia melanderi (Alkali bee), 3410 nucleotides long. It is a transcript of the gene nSyb, whose product is annotated as neuronal Synaptobrevin. Lineage: Eukaryota; Metazoa; Arthropoda; Insecta; Hymenoptera; Halictidae. Gene Ontology annotation, biological process: vesicle-mediated transport. Gene Ontology annotation, cellular component: membrane. The record is from RefSeq and is a predicted model, not a curated record.